AUGGGCAAACGGAAAGCGAAAACCGUUGCAGCCGUUGAACCUGAGCCAGAACCAGUGACACCCACAAAAAUGUCCAAGAAAAACAAAAAUAAAAAGAAGCAGACACCAAUUAUAGCUGAGACCCCGGUUGAGAUUGUAAAACCCUCGCCAAAAAAGAACAAAUCCAAAACUGAGAAGUUGAAUGCUUCAAUUUUGGAGGACAUCACUACCCCAAGCAGGAAGAGUAAGGGUGAGCAUGGUAGUCAUCAUAAACACUCCAGAAAUGAUAGUGUUUCUGAAGAAAGUACAGCCAGCAGUCCCAAAAAGAAGCACAAGAAAGAAAAAGAGCACAAAACUCCAGUAAAAGUCAAAGAUGAAGAAAGUGAAGAAGAAGCCAUGUGUGAUGAGCUGAUUCCACCAGUAAUAACUGAAGAAAAUGGCGAUCCUGAGGCAGAGAUUGAUUUGUUGGAGAUUCCAAAAGCUGAUUUGCAAUUACUUUUAAAUGGUAUCCAAAAAUUGUUACCAGAGACUGAAAGUAUCACUCCUAAGGCCAGAACUAAAAAACUGGACUGGGAAAAGGUUGCAUUUGGUGACUACACAGCCGAAAGAUGCGUAAAGAUCUGGGACGCGAUCCAGAAACGACAAAGACAGUACCGCUACAUGUCUGAACUCAUUGAAGACGCUUUGGUAUGGUUAGACACACCCUGGCGAAGCGCAAAAAAGAAAGCCACCAAACAACACCCUGACUUUCCCAAGCGACCUAAAUCUGCUUUCCUUCUAUUUCUCCAAGAUGCUAAAGCAGACAUUAUGCGCGACACGAAAGACGCGAAAAUUACAGAAAUCGCGCGCAUUGGUGGCCAAAGGUACAAGCAACUUUCCGAAGCCGCAAAACAAAGCUACUUGGACCGUGCUGCUGUAAGCAUGCGCAAGUACGAACGUAAAGUGGAACAAUUUUACGAGAAACAUCCGCAAUUCAAGACUGAAGUGGUCCAAAAGUACCCAGGACCAAAGAAACCACGCACUGCAUUCACACUGUUUCUGGAAGAUCACCUCAGCAAGGAGGAACAUGUCGCUGAUAAAAGCGCAUACAAAAUGGCGUCGAAACAAGCAUGGAGCAAAAUGUCGGCUAAGCAGAAACUGCCAUGGAUUAAACAAGCAGUUGCCGAGCAUAGAAAAUACUUGGAUGAAGUUCAAGUGUACAACUUUUCACAUCCUACUGAAGUAGUGAAGCCAUUGAAGACAAUCCUCAACAAAGAAGAGCUGCAAAUGUUGAAUAAAUCCGAAGGUAAACCAUCGAAGCCGCCAACAUCUGCUUAUAUUCUAUUUUCACAACAAUUGAUGUCUUCGGGUGAGUUAUCGGGAUUAGCUGCGAAGGAUCGCGUGAAAACCAUAGCAGCAAAAUGGAAUCAAGUAAGCAAAGAGGAUCGCGAUGAGUAUGAAAAGAAAUUGAAAGUGAUACAAGAAAAGUACAAAAAGGAUUAUAAAGUAUACCUGGAUAAAUUGCCAGAGGAAGAACGGGCACAAUUGGAGUUGGACAUGGAGAAGAAGAAAAAAGAAGACCGAGAAAGUGAAGAAGGAGAAAAGACAAUCUGUUUCAAAACGUGAUGUGACAAUGCAAGCUUUACCAAAGCACUGGUCAACAAUGAGCGAAGACGAGAAAAAGAUUUACGUGUCUUGGCUGAACCGCGUUCGGGACCACUUCGAGACGAAGCUCAACGAGAGUGUAAAAGUGGAAGAAAAUGUACCUGGUGAGACUGCCGACGAUGAUGAUGAUGAAGAGGACGACGAGGCUGAUGCCGAAGCAGAAGCAGAAGCCAAUGACGAUUCCGGCGAGUCCGAGAGUGAAAGCGACGCGUCUUCCGACUAACCAACUAAAGAUUGUUACUCGUUUCUGUUUGUACUUGUACUUUUUAACUCGUUUGAUGUUUUAUCCCUUCUUUUUUUUUGUAUAUAUUAGUAAUGAUAAGUUGUCCUCACAGAGAGUUUAUGACGAUUCAAACGAUUGUUAUCACACAAAUUUGUGUACAGAGUAUGUAAGAUGAAGAAAUCCAUUAUUUAUUGAAUAUAACACAAUUUGCAAACAA
Molecule: messenger RNA, 2063 nt
Organism: Dalotia coriaria
Lineage: Eukaryota; Metazoa; Arthropoda; Insecta; Coleoptera; Staphylinidae
Product: nucleolar transcription factor 1-like
Exons: 3
Coding region: 1-1584 (527 amino acids)
Source: RefSeq, a predicted model, not a curated record